CGGUUGACAAGGGCGACUACGCCUCCCAGAGGCCUCUGCGGCGCCGCGACCGGAAGUGGCGGGCGAGUCCGGUGUCCUUGCGCGCGGAGGGGAGCGAACAUGGUGUCCCGAGCGUGGUCGCUGAUGAGGUUCCUCAUCAAGGGCAGCGUGGCCGGGGUUGCAGUCUACCUGGUGUACGACCAGGACCUGCUGGGGCCCAGCGACAAGACACAGGCGGCCCUGCACAAGGCGGAGGAGGUGGUCCCCCCGGCCAUGUACCAGUUCAGCCAGUACGUGUGCGAGCAGACGGGCCUGAAGAUGCCCCAGCUCCCAGCCCCCCCAAAGUUUAACUUUCACCUCCGCGAGUCCUGGAAUUCAGGCAUCAUGACAGUGAUGUCGGCUCUGUCGGUGGCCCCCUCCAAGGCCUGCGAGUACUCCAAGGAGGGCUGGCAGUACCUGAAGGAGCGCGCCAAGUAGCCUGUCAGAGGGGGCCUCCCGCCCCUGUCGGGCACAGGGGCACGGGCGCCACCGACCUGGAGACUCCAGACUGGGACCUCACUCCGAGGGCAGCUCCCGGCCGUGCCGGCCCAAUAAAGGACUUCGGAAGUGUUC
Messenger RNA from Diceros bicornis minor, 591 nucleotides. It is a transcript of the gene MICOS13, whose product is annotated as mitochondrial contact site and cristae organizing system subunit 13. NCBI's taxonomy places the organism in Eukaryota, Metazoa, Chordata, Mammalia, Perissodactyla, Rhinocerotidae. The record is from RefSeq and is a predicted model, not a curated record. The transcript has 4 exons. Gene Ontology annotation, biological process: cristae formation. Bases 100 to 456 code for a protein of 118 amino acids. Gene Ontology annotation, cellular component: MICOS complex; mitochondrial crista junction.